Molecule: messenger RNA, 10712 nt
Organism: Sander lucioperca (pikeperch)
Lineage: Eukaryota; Metazoa; Chordata; Actinopteri; Perciformes; Percidae
Gene: ncor2
Product: nuclear receptor corepressor 2
Exons: 47
Coding region: 360-7739 (2459 amino acids)
Biological process (GO): negative regulation of transcription by RNA polymerase II
Molecular function (GO): transcription corepressor activity
Source: RefSeq, a predicted model, not a curated record
UCAGUACCACUGUGGUCUCAGCAGCAGCGGCUUAGAGACUAUAGUGUUGUUAGACCACUGUUGUGCAGGAACAGACAAGGCAUAGCUGAAAACCGCCAGCGGAACAAAUGAAAACGAAAACUACUCUUUCAUGUGGAUUAAUUCAGGGGCGAGACACUCAAUCGAAGCGAGAAGCUCUUUAAGCGAAUUUGGACCGACUGACGAGGAUUGGGACGUUUGCUACUGUACGAUAGCACCGCCGAAUGGUUUCUCUUGCCCCGCCGCUAAGGUUGCUGGCUAACAGAAACGGCCAAUAAUGCACAGCAUCUGCUCUGCAGCCACACCCACUUCCUGCCUGUAGAGGAAGCGGCUGUGCCAGCAUGUCCUCUCAUCCCCAGUCUGUGCCGCCGGGCCGGAGGACUGUGGACACACGGCACCUGCCAAACCCUGCCAGUCUACCCCUGCAGCUGCAACGGGCACACACGGAAGUGGGACUGGUUGACUACCACUCUCAUCAUGCCAGGGACUACAGCUCCCACCUGAACCAGCCUCAUCGCCGCCGGCCCUCCUUACUUUCGGAGUUUCAGCCUGGGAAUGAGAGAGGACAAGAGCAACAUAUUCGCUAUGAGCACAUGUACCUGCCAGAGGCCAGCAGCCAAUCAGAGGUGGAGUAUGCAGAGAUCAAACGGCCUCGUUUAGAGAUGGGACCAGAGUCUAUGAUGAGGCCUUCAUCCCACCGGCCACAAUUGCCUAUGGGAGGGUCUGAGGAUAUGGGAAAGGAGCGUGGAAGUGGAAUGGGGAAGCUGGAGCCAAUCUCCCCCGUGAGCCCGGUCCACAUGGACCCUGACUUGGAUCUGGUGCCGGCUCGCUUCUCCAAGGAGGAGCUGAUCCAGAACAUGGACCGCGUGGACAGGGAGAUCACCAUGGUGGAGCAGCAGAUCUGCAAGCUUCGCAAGAAACAGCAACAGCUAGAGGAGGAGGCUGCAAAGCCACACGAGCCAGAGCGGCCCAUCUCACCACCACCCAGCGAGGCCAAGCACCGCAGCCUGGUGCAGAUCAUCUACGAUGAGAACAGGAAAAAGGCAGAAGAAGCUCACAGGAUACUGGAGGGACUGGGACCCAGGGUAGAGCUGCCUCUGUACAAUCAGCCUUCUGAUACCAAGCAGUACCAUGAGAACAUCAAAAUAAACCAGGCGAUGAGGAAGAAGCUCAUCUUAUACUUCAAGAGGAGAAAUCAUGCUCGUAAGCAGUGGGAACAGAAAUUUUGCCAGCGCUAUGACCAGCUGAUGGAAGCCUGGGAGAAGAAGGUGGAGCGCAUCGAAAGCAACCCGCGGCGCCGAGCCAAGGAGAGCAAGGUGCGGGAGUACUACGAGAAACAGUUCCCAGAGAUCCGCAAGCAAAGAGAGCUGCAGGAGCGCAUGCAGAGCCGUGUUGGGCAGAGAGGAGGUGGGCUGACCUCUUCUGCAGCUCGCAGUGAACAUGAGGUCUCCGAGAUCAUUGAUGGAAUAUCAGAGCAUGAGAACACAGAGAAGCAAAUGCGGCAGCUGGCGGUCAUCCCUCCUAUGCUGUUUGAUGCUGAGCAGCAACGCAUCAAGUUCAUCAACAUGAAUGGAUUGAUGGAUGACCCCAUGAAGGUCUACAAGGACCGGCAGGUUAUGAACAUGUGGAGCGAGCAGGAGAAGGACACUUUCAGAGAGAAGUUCAUCCAGCACCCCAAAAACUUUGGUCUGAUUGCGUCAUUUCUGGAGAGAAAGACGGUGGCGGAGUGUGUGCUCUUUUACUACCUGACCAAAAAGAAUGAAAACUAUAAGAACAUAGUGCGGAGGAACUACAGACGCAGAGGAAGAAGCCAGCACGGCCAGCAGCAACAGCAGCAGCAACAGCAGCAGCAGCAACAAGUGCACCGGGGCAGCCAGGAAGAGAAGGAGAAGGAGGAGAAAGAGAAGGAGGCAGAGAGGGAUGAAGAAAAAAAUGAAGCUGAAGACAAGGAAGAUGGAAUGAAGGACGACACCUCUGGAGAAGAUGCCGAGGACAAAGAGCCCACUGUGGCUUUCAAGGGCCGACGCACAGCCAACAGUCAGGGGCGCCGCAAGGGCCGCAUCACCCGCUCGAUGACCAGUGAAGUGGAGGAGACCACCACACCGCCACUCAACAAUGAGCUUGCUAAUCUGGAGAUGAAUGAGAGCUCUCGCUGGACUGAAGAAGAGAUGGAAACUGCCAAAAAAGGCCUUCUCCAGUAUGGUAGGAAUUGGUCCGCCAUCGCCAAGAUGGUGGGAUCAAAAACCGUGUCACAGUGCAAGAACUUCUACUUCAACUACAAGAAGAGGCAGAAACUGGAUGAGAUUCUGCAGCAGCAUAAAAUGAAAUCGGAGAAGGAGCGAAAGGCCCGCCGUAGGGGCAAAGCCCUGCAGAAUGAGACCAGUGCCCCGUAUGCAGCAGAGGAGGAGGAGAUGGAGGGUUCAGGAGCCAGUGGCAAUGAAGAGGAGGCCCCUGAAGAUGGAGAAGGUGGAGCCAACAACAGCUCUGACACAGAGAGCUUGCCCUCGCCACACUCAUCAGAGGACAGCAAGGCUAAGGAGGAAGGCUCAGGCAGGUCCAAGGCCAGCUCCAGCACCGGGGACAAGGAGGCGUCCGGGUCAGACAUUGGCCAGGCAGGGGAUGAGAAGCCUCCAGUCAAGGAAGAUGGAGAAUCAGCCAUCAAGCAGGAGAUAAAGACUGAGACAGGGGAGCCCAGCAAAGAGCAGCUGCAGCCAACACCACCCAGCGAUGCCAUAGAUAAAAAACCUUCUACAGCAGAGAUGGAGGAAGUCAAAAGCUCCACCAAGAGCUCUAAGAAGCACCAUGGGUCCAAUACAGGUUCCCGUGGGGACAGUGACUCUAGUGCCACUUGCAGUGCUGAUGAAGUGGAGGAGACAGACACAGACAAAAACAGAAUGACUUCUCCACGACCAAGUCUACUGAACUACGCUCACGACGGAGUCAUAUCCUCCACACUGCAGAAGCCCAUGGACCUGAAACAGCUCAAACAGAGGGCUGCUGCUAUACCACCUAUUAUGCCAGAAGCCUCAAUGCAGGGCAGUCAGUGGAGUGGAGGUGGCAAGGCAGUGCUGCCCCCCCACGCCCUGGCAUUGUACCAGCAACAGAUCACCAUGGCUCAUGGGGAGUCCUCUCAGGAGGUCAAAAUGCAGCAGCAGCAGCAUCAACAGCAGCAGCAGCAGCAGCAGCAGCAGCUUUCAGGCCAGCCAGGCAAACAGCAGCCCUACACCUCGCAGGCAGACAGGGACAGGGAGGCUCUUCACAGCAGCAGUCCUCGUAUUCGCCCGCACAGCCCCUCCACCAGCGACAAGGAUGAGCUGGAAGGCAACGAGAGGUGGUUACUGACCCUCCUGCAGGGAUUAAAAAGGUCCCGGGCUUUCUCUCCGCAAGGUGAAGCCAAGAAGCAGGCACUGGGCCCUGAUGACCUGAGGACCUCCAACUUAGGUCGACCAGUGCUGUCCCGCUACCCCAUGUCCCCGCGAGACAUGGCCAAGAUCAGUCACGACCAGCAUCUGCUCCACUUCAACUCGUUCCAGCAAACAGGCCACCCCUCACUCCCUAAUCUGCCACAGGACAGUGGGAGGCUAGCAGCAGUGAGGCCCCUCACCAUGCCAGAGCCUCCACCACUCAUUUCCUCCACCAAGCCAGGAGGCUCCAUCACACAGGGCACCCCAGUGCAGUUGCACAGCCCAGCUCAUGGGUUGGACCAUGGGAAGAUGACCCCCACACAGAUGGGGUUGUCCUGGAUGGAUCAGAGGAAAGUGGCAGGUCCUUUCCCCGUGAUAAAGCAGGAACAGUUGUCACCUCGCAGCUUGUCCUCUCAAGCUGACAACAUGUCAACCCAGGGCUCGCCUCAUGAUAGUGCUGCUGGACGUGGUUCUAUUCCAGCUGUUCAGGGGGGAAGUAUCACUAAAGGCAUCCCAGGGACCAGAAUGCAUCCAGAUUCCUCAAUCUCCUACCGAGGGGGCUCCAUUACUCAGGGGACACCGGCUGAUGUGCUUUAUAAGGGAACCAUAACCCGCCUGAUCACAGAGGACAGCGCCAGCCGUGCUGAGAGGGAACGGGAUGAGGCCCUGUCUAAAGGCCAUGUGGUCUAUGAGGGCAUAAGUGGGCACAUUCUCACAUAUGACCGCCCGCCUUCUCAGCCCCCUAAAGAUGAGGGCCGCGGCCCCGGGCAGUCUGGGGAAAUUCUAGGCCUAAAGCGUCCUUAUGACAUUAUGGAGGGAGGCAUCUCUAGAGGACUGCCUAUGAGGGAUUCGCUGUCUGCUGCCAACUGUGAAGGUCUGAUUGGUCGAGCCAUGCCUCAUGAUAGGGACAGUCCGCACCACACACCUUACAAGGAUGCUCAUCACAUCCGUGGUUCGAUCUCACAAGGUAUACCUCGUCAUCUGGACCCUCAGGAUGGCUACCUAAGGAGAGAGGCUAAGCAGAUGAAGAGAGAGGGCUCCCCACCCCGUGGGCCCGGUUCACUUUCCGACCCAAUGAAGGGCAGAGAGGCCAUGGUGCCUACGGUGAAGGAGGCUGGGCGCUCCAUCCACCUCAUUCCCAGAGAGGAGCUGAGACAGCCUACCAAGGAGGGCAUCAUAGCACAGGGAACACCCAUGAAGCAGGAGGCAGCUGCUUCAGGGAAACGUCACGAUGUCCGCUCCAUCAUAGCCAGUUCACCACGUUCCUACCACAAUGCACCCUCCCACCUGGAGAUGCGUGCUGAGAGGGGCCGCUACGAAGAGGCACCAAAAGGGCGACCCAGCGCAGUGGUCAGUACGGCUAGCACGAUUGCCCGCUCUUCUCCACUUCCACUGGGGUCAGAGCAGGGAAGCAAGACCCAUCAUAGUCCAGUGGGCUACGAGGACAAGGGCGCCUUAAGGGCCCCUUACCCUGGGCCGUCACACCGUGGCUCCCCUCUGUCCAGGGAGGCAAGCCAAAGGCAGCAUGACGGUUCCAGUAAGAAUCCGCCUCAGGAGCGCAAAGCCACACCGACCCCCAGGGAAAUGAGUGCCACCAAAUCACCACUCCAAGGUGUUCCAGAUCAACAGACCUAUGAGCGUCUGCUGCAGGGUCUUGGGGCUGCAGAAGUUUACCGUCAAAUCCCCAUAGCCUUUGAUCCUGCGUCGCUGCCCCGUGGCAUCCCCAUUGACCCAGCGGCCUACUACUUGCCUCGUCACCUAGCGCCCAACCCGGCCUACCCUCAUCCCUACCCCUACCUCAUCCGAAGCUUUCCUGACACUGCAGCCCUGGAGAACCGCCAGACGCUGCUCAAUGACUACAUCACCUCCCAGCAGAUGCAUCAGUGGCCUGCAGCUGCUGCCAUGGCCGCCCAGCGCUCAGACCUGCUGAGGGGCCUUGCUCCACGAGACCAGCCCCUUCCUCUGCCCUACUCUGCAGCCCCACGCGGGAUCAUCGAUCUUUCUCAGGUGCCACACUUACCUGUCCUGGUCCCUCCCUCUGCAGGGACAGCUGGCUCCCCAAUGGAUCGCAUCACCUACAUUCCCGGGGGGACCACCACCUUCCCUGGCAGGCCUUACACCACCUCCCCCAUCUCACCUGUUGGGUCCUCGCACAUAAACAAGAUGCAAGGCGCAUCUUCAGAGCGUGAAAGAGACCGGGAACGUGACAGAGAGAGGGAGAGGGACCGGGAGAGAGACAGAGAACGAGAGAGAGAGAGGGAGCGUGAACGCGACCGGGAGAGAGAGCGGGAGAGAGACCGUGAAAGGGACCGGGACAGAGAGAGAGACAGAGACCGAGAGCGUGACAGAGAGAAGGGCGGGUCUCUUGGAAAUGUGGAGCACGCCCCAAUCUGGCGACCAGGUACAGAGCACAGCUUGGCAAGCAGCAGCAGCAGUGUGAGACCUUCCUCCCAAACAUAUAGCCACCAGCACUCCCCAGUGUCUCCUCGCACCCAGGAGAACGUGCAGCAGAGGCCAAGUGUCCUGCACAACACUGGGGGCAAGAGUCUUCCUGUCAGCGAACACUCCAGCCCAUCUGUGUUUCGGUCCAUGUCCUCUGGGCCAGCCCGCUACCAAGGUUACCCUGGCCACCUCCAAAGGACAGGUGUGCCCCCUGAGGCCUACCCACCUGCCAUGGACUCAAGUGGAGCCAAAGAGCAGAGUCGCGAUGGAGGCAAAGCCAGAGGUGGUCUACCUAAGCACGUGCAGGACCAGCACGGGCCCUCCAGUAAAUCUGACCCCAAGCUGUCCUGCCCCAGCCCAGGAGGAAUGUACCCAGGUUCCUAUCCCUCGGCUUCAGGCCGGCCCCACCUGCUGCCUCCCCAGUCGGAUAACCCUCCUGGCCGUGGAGAAAGCGGUACACCUAGUAGGGAAAAGACUCAAAACAAACCGAUGUCCAUUCAGGAACAAGAGCUCCGAGCACUCGGUAAGACCACAAUGACUGCGGCCAACUUCAUAAACGCGAUUAUUAUGCGUCAAAUUUCUUGUGAAACGGGGAUGGCAGAGACGGGCUCGCUUGUUGCCAGCUGCGCCACUGAUGCUCAGCAGAAGAUGGAGUCACACGGUCUGUACCGUCCUCCAUCUGAGGAGAGACUGUCUCCAGGCCAACAGCCCCCGUCCCCCUGUGUUAAAGGCAGCCAGAGGGUGGUCACCCUGGCACAGCACAUCAGUGAGGUGAUAACUAAAGACUACACCAGGCAGAGCCAGCAGCAGCAGCAGCAACAGCAGCAGCAAAGCUACCACGGCUCGCCUGUCCUGGAUUUGACCCGUCCACCCAGUGCCUCCAAGCCCCCACCCACCUCACAGGACUCUGCCCAAGGGUCCCGAUAUCCAGAGGGCCUUGGUGGAGAACGCAACCGAGACCGGUCUCCUCCUCAGCCCAAGACAUCACCUGUUAGUGUUUCAAAUGAUGGCAUUGAACCAGUGUCUCCUGCUGGAGCCAGCUCUGAGCCUGAGGUCCAGGGAGGGGCCUCCUACUCCAACGAACAGGGAGAGCAAGGAAUGGGCCGUUCCCCUCCCAAUACCUCCCAGCCUCCAGCUUUCUUCAGCAAGUUGACCGAGAGCACCUCAGCUAUCGUGAAGUCAAAGAAACAGGAGAUGAUCAAGAAGAUGACUGUGGUGGGAAAUGAGGUUGAUUUCAAUGCUGGUCAGCCAGGAACCGAGAUCUUCAAUAUGCCAGCGUCUACAAAUGCAGUACCUAUGAAUGUCCGCUGCCACCCAGCUCCAGAGACACCUGGUAACUCAAUAGGCCUGGAGGCCAUUAUAAGAAAGGCCUUAAUGGGCAAAUACGAUGAUCAGUCAGAGGAACGCUCUCCAUCCAACGCUGCUAACCAGAUGGGCUCCGGUGUGUCCGUUGGUAUGCCUGUAGCCGACGGACGUGUUGAAGACUUUUUCUCACAAGGUGGGGGAAAGUCCUCAAAGGGCAGCGGGCGCUCUAAUGGGCGCAAGGCCAAAUCUCCAGGACCAGGCCUGUCAGGGGGGGAGAGACCAUCCUCUGUGUCCUCAGUCCACUCUGAGGGAGACUGCAACAGACGAACUCCUCUUACCAACCGCGUCUGGGAGGAUCGGCCUUCAUCCACAGGUUCAACUCCGACUCCCUUCCCGUGUAACCCGUUGAUAAUGCGUUUCCCUAGCGGGACGGCGCCCGCUCCCUCACCCUCCUCUGGCCAGCCGGGGGGUCAGGGCACUGGGCCGGCGCCUGGACAGGGCCGGUCCUGGGAGGAGGAGCCCAAGCCUCUGCUCAUGUCUCAGUACGAGACCCUGUCUGACAGCGAGUGACCUGGAAAUCUAUCGUACCACCAGACCCGCUAACCGUUAACCAACUCUGUGCUGCUGCAGCCACACACGCAUACACACACACACACACACACACACACACACACACACACACACACACAAACCUACCCAAACCUACCCCACACCAUUCCACUCUGCAUUUCCUCCAUCAGUCGUCAAAGCAAGGAUCGUGUUCUUCUCCUUUCACACACCUGAGAAGCCAAGCAGCGACGAGCUGAGACACUGCUGCUCAGUGUGUUAGUGUGUGUGUGUGUGUGUGUGUGUUUUUGCACUUAACGUGUUAUGCAUUCACUCCAGGACUACUCUAAAGGACAAAUCACUUUUUCGUUUUUUACUUUUACUUUACUACUUUUCCCUCACUGGCCUUAUCAAUAUAGACACAUUGACCUGCACCUUUUGGGUGCACCGCUCUAAUGUGCUGACACUUGUGUGGAAGGGACUCGGAGGUGGUGGUGGUGUUGGUCUGGUCAGGGGCCUGACGACGGCAGCUCUAGUGACAGAUUUCGACCGCAGAUCUGACCUGAGAGCGCAGCGGCCCACACGGCGAGGACCCUCUCACGUUUCUUCACGGUGAACUCCAGGUGCAGACGGCCUGUGCACUGCUACCACUACAAGAAGACGUGCGAGGCGACGGGAGGAGAAUCAAUGUUUAGUUUUUCUUGUUUUGGUUCUUUCUUUUGCUCCUUUUUUAAAUUCAGUCAGUCCAGUCCUGUGUUUGGAACGUGAGCUGAGACCUUUAGUACAUUUUGAUGGUGAACUUUUGAUGGUGUCAUUUGUUGUCUAUUAUCUGCAAUGAUGUAUCUUUUUGGGGGAGGGGGGGAGGGGGAGGGGGGGCAGAGAUCAUUAUGCGGGGAGGGUCAUAUCAUUGGUUUACAGGGUAAACAUGCUGUUCAUUGCUGAUGUCGUCAUAUAUUUGGGGGGUGGGGGGGUAUGGGUCCUGAGGAACGGCGAAGGCCUGUUGACUUCAGGGGGAGAGAUGAUUUGCCAGAUGGAUGGCACUGAAACAAGUGACACUUUCUCACUGUUUUUAUAUUAAUCAUGUCCGUGUUUGUUGAAACAGUUUUUGGAUAUUAAGCACUUAGUUGUCAGUCUGUUCACAAUGGCGUUUUUAAGAAUGUGUUUCCUGGGGCAGGUGAAAAAUGGACUCAAGAACAGCAUAGAAAUCCCACUGUGGAGGUAUCCUUUAACACCUAUCUGUUUAUUCUGGUCUUGCCACCGAUAUUCUUUAUCGCUCCAACACUCAAAGCGACAAUCGCAUUUUCGUGAACGAGUACUAAGCCGCUUCGAGCAGGUGCAGACCAACCUUAAAGCUGCUUAAAGGCAAACUCCUCAGCAUCACUUGGAGUUUGCUCGCAUUAAAGAGGUGACAAAAAAAAAAAAAAAAAGAAGCCAUCUUUCUAUGACCCUUGGUCCAUGGCGGUGUCAGCUUCAGCUGGCCUGCUAGAAUCCCGUCUAGGAGCUGUUGUGACGGUCUGACCUCUGACCUUUUACUGCCUAGAGGAGGAUCUGAGACCCAACUCCUUAUCCAGGCAGAUUUUGUACAGUUAUGAGAUAUUCCUAGUGUUAAGUGCCAUUUAUUUUACAUAAACAGUACAGUACUGAAGUUACCAAGUGACGCACAAUUUUUUCUUUUAGCCCCCCAUGUCAGGGUUUAUACUGUCCACGCAGGGAAAUCUGAAAACAAGACAGCACAUUAAACGUCCUUUUUUCUUUAUUUUUUUUUUUUUUUUUUUUAAAAAGCAAUUUUUCUGUGCAUUUUUUCUUUGCUUCCAAAUCCAUCACAGCCUCAGCUUUGAACUGUUUCACUCAUUAAAUGUAUCUUCAAAACAAGACAACGCUGUAUUACAGGACAGCUUACCUGGGCCUGCAUCAAAUGUUUUUCUCCAUGAGACCUAGGACAUACUUCAAGUGUUCUUCAUCGCACCCCCUGUGCUUGUACCGGUCAGAGGAAGUCGAGUGGAAGGCAUUCAAAAGCAUUCUGGUAGUUUAUGUAACAUCAGUUGACAUGUACUCACACUUUACAGCAGUAUUUUAAAGGUCACCCUCUGUGUAAAUGAUGUGAAAUGUUUCCGGCUUGUGGCUUUGUGCAACCAGUUACGAAUUCUGUCCCCAGACUGAACACUUUGAAGCGAUGGCAUUGUGCGCUUGUUUAGUGGUUUGCUUACCUCUCUAUCUCUAGUUCAUUUUGUCACAGUGGAUUUUCACAAACAUGACUGUUAUAGGACUACCUCCUCUCCCUCCUUCAUCCUACCUGUCAACGGUGAAGCAUCCAGCAUGCCGCACCUGCAGAAAGCUUAGCCAUGUUUUAUUUGAUUAUUUUUUUUUUUUUAUCAAGACUGAUGAGGGUUUGUAAUUUCAUCAGACAAGGCAAAAAAUACAGCCAGGCUUUGUACAUUGGUCUCUUUGCGUGUAUAUCAUUUAUCCACUGAUGAAAUUUAAGAAUGUGACCGUAAACAGACUAAGCCAUAUCCAGCUGUUCUCUGAACCGAUGACGGACUAAUAUGUUGUUUUUACAAGUAUACUGAACUUUUUAACAUGCAUCCAUUUGUUUUUGUUCUUACAGUUUGCUUGAUUUCAAUCAUGUCACAAUUCUAAAAUAAUCAUUUGAAACAUCAAAAGACAAAAGUUGAUUGCUGAUGUGUUCCCUGGACUCUCAAAACGGGGGGUGGGGGUAUUGACAAACAGUACAUUGUUCAACCAUUUUGUGCAUAAUGAUUUUUUUUUUCUAUUAUUAUAACCCACUGUAUAAUAGCAAGGAUUGUAUAUAAAACUGAAGAGAUGUAAAUAUUUAUGUGGCUUGCUUCAAGGUUGGUAUUACAAAAAAAAAAUUAAAAUAAAAAAUAUUCACAUGGUUAAAUUCUACAUGCCCACCAGCAAGCUUUGUGGAUAGCAGUGUAAAAAUGAAAAACAAAAAAGACACUGCCUUAAUGUUUAAAUAAAAAGCUUAUUGCCAUU